Chiloscyllium plagiosum (whitespotted bambooshark) is the source of this 3401-nucleotide messenger RNA. NCBI's taxonomy places the organism in Eukaryota, Metazoa, Chordata, Chondrichthyes, Orectolobiformes, Hemiscylliidae. The record is from RefSeq and is a predicted model, not a curated record.
AUGGGGGCAUUGCCACAACUCAUGCAGAGUGGAGUAAGCUACGGUGAUUAUUUUACUGGUUCUUACGAUACCAGUGUCACUAGCAAGGCCAAUAUUUAUUGGCAAUCUCUCUUUGCCCUUCAGACGAGGAGCCUCUCGGGCGUCGAGCGGACUUUCGUCCGAGUGAGAGAGUCCCGUCACCCAGCCCAGCGUCCCGCAGCACCGAUAGAGAAAGAGCCGCUAACAUGGGCAAUUCAAUUUAGAGAGAAAGUACUAUGGACAGCAAUUACACUCUUCAUCUUCUUAGUCUGUUGCCAGAUUCCUUUAUUUGGUAUCAUGUCCUCAGACUCCGCAGAUCCUUUCUACUGGAUGAGAGUUAUUUUGGCUUCAAAUAGAGGUACACUGAUGGAACUUGGUAUUUCGCCGAUUGUCACUUCUGGUCUCAUCAUGCAGCUUCUGGCAGGUGCAAAGAUUAUUGAAGUUGGUGACACUCCCAAAGACAGAGCUCUCUUCAAUGGAGCACAGAAACUUUUUGGUAUGAUCAUCACUAUUGGACAAGCCAUUGUGUAUGUCAUGACUGGGAUGUAUGGAGAUCCAUCAGAAAUGGGAGCAGGCAUCUGCCUACUGAUCAUUAUUCAGCUGUUUGUUGCUGGGUUGAUUGUGUUGCUGCUGGAUGAACUGCUGCAGAAAGGGUAUGGUCUUGGAUCUGGUAUCUCUCUCUUCAUUGCUACAAAUAUCUGUGAGACCAUUGUGUGGAAAGCUUUUAGCCCAACCACCGUGAACACAGGAAGAGGGACAGAGUUUGAGGGAUUGAUUAUUGCCUUGUUCCAUCUCCUGGCCACACGGCAGGACAAAGUCUGUGCUCUUCGUGAAGCCUUUUAUCGUCAGAACCUGCCAAAUCUGAUGAACCUUAUUGCCACCAUCUUUGUUUUUGCAGUAGUGAUAUACUUUCAGGGCUUCAGAGUGGAUCUCCCAAUCAAGUCUGCCCGUUACCGUGGACAAUACAACACCUAUCCCAUCAAGCUUUUCUACACCUCCAACAUUCCUAUCAUUCUCCAGUCUGCUCUAGUCUCCAACCUGUAUGUCAUCUCUCAGAUGUUGUCUACAAGAUUCAGCGGCAAUUUUCUAGUCAAUCUGUUGGGGACAUGGUCUGAUAACACUGGUGGUGGUCCAGCCCGUGCGUAUCCAGUUGGAGGUCUGUGCCCUCCAGAGUCAUUCAGUUCGGUGUUGGAUGACCCUGUUCAUGCGGUGAUUUAUAUUGUCUUCAUGUUGGGCUCCUGUGCUUUCUUCUCCAAGACCUGGAUCGAGGUGUCUGGUUCUUCUGCCAAAGAUGUAGCCAAACAGCUAAAAGAACAGCAGAUGGUGAUGCGAGGACAUAGAGAGACCUCAAUGGUCCAUGAACUUAACAGGUAUAUUCCCACUGCUGCAGCAUUCGGAGGCCUGUGUAUUGGUGCACUCUCAGUACUUGCUGACUUUCUGGGAGCCAUUGGUUCUGGGACUGGUAUCUUAUUGGCAGUGACCAUCAUUUACCAGUACUUUGAGAUCUUUGUGAAAGAGCAGAGUGAAGUGGGAAGCAUGGGAGCCCUGCUCUUCUAACAAUGUACCGACUCUCCUAUCCUUUUGAUUGUUUGAUAGUGUCCAGUCGAGAGAUUUCUGAAUUAUCACAGCAGGGAAGAACAUUUCUGACCCCUUUCUCACCCAGGGUAACUUUUUUUUUCAAUUUUGAGAAUUCACCACUGAGUGGCUUAGGGCUAUUCUGCUUUUCAUUUGCUUUUGAUAUCGAGAGCUGAAAAAAAGCAUAUUUUGGAAUCUGUUUUGUUUAAAUUAUGGUUAAGAGCACAAAUUUCCACCAAGGGAAAGUUGUAUAUGCAUGUGGAGUGAGUCUGUGUGUUUGCGCGCGAACCUGUGUGUAUUCUUUCACUGAUUCAAACUUGCAACUGAAGGAUCCAGGCGGAAUGGAGGUUCCUUCUGAAUUGAAGCUUCUCAUUGCCUCAGUAGAUACAUUGUUAUCAGGUAUCCAGGUCAAGUGGUCUCUGGUUUGCUCUCUGAUCAUUUCCUGGCCUCAUAACUGGAAUACUGCGGUGGACAGUUGUGAAGGGAACACCAGACAGUACUCCUCCACCAUUAUCCACAGCAAUCACUGGGAAUGGAUUUGGAGGUCACAGGGAUCAGGCUCCAAUCCUGCUCUGGUGUAACUUGAGGUCAAUAUAGCAGUAUCGAAGCUCCGACACAAAGGCCUUGUUACCAUGGGCUGUUACCUCAGCAGAGAGUUGGCCUCCUGGGACGAAGACUGAGCUGAACAUCACAGCUUUGUCCUGGAUGUGAUGUGUCAGGAGGCCUGUAUUAAACUAUCCACCUACAACUAUUCAGUAUCGUAUUAAGGUGCUGUUAAUUAAUUUACCUCUUUCCUAAUUUCUUUCUUUUGACCGUUUUUGUUAAGAUGUGGUCAGUGCAGCUACAACAGGUUGAUAUCUUUCCUUUCAGAGAAGGCAUGAACGUCUCCAUAACAGUCACUAAAUGUCAGUGUCGGGUUUGAUAGUGGAUGCGCCAGCAAAUUUAUUGGCCUUUCUAAGGUUAGGAGUGAUGGGAGGUGCAAGUUUCUUCACUGUAUUGCGGUUAUUUGGUAUAACCAGCUGUCAGGUGCUGGAUGUAGUUGUUUAGCUUUUUAAACAGAAAUGGUUGAACCUUAAGGUGCACAGGAGUUCUCUUGGUUUGAAAAUUCGAGUUUAAAUAAAAUUUGACGUAGCUUCUUAAACAAAUAAGGAAUUUUUUUCUGUAGCCUCUUUCCCUUUCCCACCAGUUAAGAAACCAAUUGGAGUUUCUGGGAAUUUUUAAUUCCAGUUCUUGCUGGGCCCAGCUAGGUGGGUGUGUGUUUGCGUGUGUGUAUGCUGUUACCUGCUCCUGAUUUAUUCUUCAAUGCAUCUUGUUGUGUUGCAUUUGGACAUAUCGGGACGACUUACAAUGCUCACUCCCUCUUUGGUCAAAUUGUCCAGGUUUGUGCAAAAGGAAUGGCCAUGGGGGGAAUGCAAGGUGACGUUACAGUUCUCUCUCCUGGGGAGGGUACGGAAUGGCUGGUAUUCUGAGCAUAUUUUUAAGUACAGGGGCCCAUUAAUAAAUUUGCUGGCAUCUGUCUCCAAACCUCACUUUAUGUAGAAUAACUUUUGUACGUAAUUCUCAGCACCUGUAUGAAAACCAAUCUUCCUCUGCCCUGUUGUGAUAAUGUUUUUAAAAGACUCUUGCUGAACAGUGUAAAAACAUUUCUGGAUUUCUCUUUCAAUCCAUAGUUCCAGUUUUGGGAAAAAAGUGGAAUUUCUAUGCAUUCCCACCAGUUGGCAGCAACUAAACCUCAAAAAGCAGUGUUUGUUCUCCAGAACUUGACGACUUCAAACCCUGUCUUUAUAAAUAAAGUGUUUUGGAAAAGU